CGAGAAACCGCCAAGUCAUAAUGACCAGGUAAGAAAGACAAGAUGACACGACUCGGAAGGAAGACGCGUGAGGAAGCCACGAAAACGCCGCCAGGUCACGGGAUCCAUUAAACUCGGCGGAUCGGCGGAACAUUUACUAUCCACCACCAUUGCUGGGACCAAGUGCCUAUACAACAAACAUCCCCCAUACUCACCACCCAACACACAACCAUGUGGAAGGCCACGGCGCUUCUCGAGCCGAGUCUCCUCCAGGGUGGCCAUCGUUGUCUCAGCUGCCAAUUGCGCAGCGCUCGACACAACCCAGUCGCCGCCGCCGCCGCUGCUCUGCGGUACUACAGCACCAGCAAGCCCACCACCCGAUCACCACCACCACCCACCCAAAAAGUCCAAUUCCAACAAACCUACACGCCCUCCACUUCAAAGGCCCCCUCCCCCACCAGCAAACCCGGCGACGAUGACUUCAUCCCGCCGCCUCUGGACCGCCCCAUCGGCACGGUGAUUCCUCCCAAGGAAGGCCAAAACACCGGCAUAGACGACCGAUCAUUCCGGGAACGCCGCGACGACUUCGUCAACUACGAUAGACAUCUUGAGCGUCGGAAAGAACUAACCCGACAAGUCGCAAAACCGUACUUCCGGGAAUGGUCCAACAUGCGCUACCACUCAGGAAAGACCUUCACGUCCAACCCGCGGCUUUUCAAGCGCGAAAGAGCGCUCUACUUCCCCAACAUGUACGGCAUAACGCUCGCCUCGCCCAAGACGCCGCAAAACACCACGACGUUGUUCCGCGGCAAAAUCACCAUCGUGAACGUGUUCUCCAGCCUGUGGGCCGAGUCACAAGUCGUGACGUUCACGGGCCGCGAGCAGAACCCUGGGCUGUAUAAGGCGAUGGAGAACGUGCCGCCUGGCAUGGUGGUGCAGAAGGUGGAUGUCAAUGUGGAGGAGAAUGCGCUGAAGGCGGGGCUGAUUCGCAUGUUUAUGUGGCGGAUGCGGGCGAAGUUGCCGGAGGAGCAGCAUGAGAGGUACUUUUUGGUGCGCAGGGGGCUGGAUGAUGGGCUCAAGGAGAGCAUUGGGAUGAUGAAUGGGAAAGUGGGGUAUGUUUAUUUGUUGGAUGAGAAUUGCAGGAUUCGCUGGGCGGGGAGUGGGCCGGCGGAGGCGGAGGAGUUGGAGUCUUUGAAUAAUGGCAUUGCGAGGUUGGUGCAGGAGAUGACAGUCAGUUUGGAGUCGGAGAUGCCGGCGGACCCAGACCCCGACACCAGGGGCAACCCCCACGAUUAA
Messenger RNA from Aspergillus heteromorphus CBS 117.55, 1275 nucleotides. Its product is annotated as mitochondrial ATPase complex subunit ATP10. NCBI's taxonomy places the organism in Eukaryota, Fungi, Ascomycota, Eurotiomycetes, Eurotiales, Aspergillaceae. Gene Ontology annotation, cellular component: mitochondrial inner membrane. The coding region runs from base 211 to 1275 and encodes 354 amino acids. Gene Ontology annotation, biological process: mitochondrial proton-transporting ATP synthase complex assembly. The record is from RefSeq and is a predicted model, not a curated record. The transcript is spliced from 3 exons.